GAUAUAAUUAUCCAACCUUGUCAAAAGUGAUUAGCAUUGCACUUGCACGUGAAAAAUUUCUAUAUUUUACAAUAUUUAGCUUGAUUGAUUUUAAUAAAAUAAUUAGAUCACAAUGGCUGAAUUUGUGGAAAAAAGAUGCGAGGAGAUGAUUCUUGAACUCGAACAGAUGGAGAGAAUUAAAUUAUUCGAUAAAAAUGAAGUCAGAGGUAUAGCUAAAAAACGAAAAGAGCAUGAGUAUAAAAUUGAGAGACACACAAAAUGUAAAGAAGAUUAUUUAAGAUACAUACAAUAUGAAAUGGAUCUUUUAAAACUUGUCAAACAACGGAGAGAAAAACUUGGUAUCACUCAAAAAAAGUCAAGUAUUGAUUAUUCUAUUGCGAACAGAGUGAAUCGAUUGUAUAAACAGGCUAUAUAUCGUUUUCAAGAUGAUGUACGAUUUUGGAUUGCCUAUAUGAAAUUUUGUAAAAAUGUUGGAUUUCAAAGUUGCGUUGGUCGUAUGCUCGGAAAAAUGUUGCUAAUUCAUCAGGAUAAACCAAAAUGUUGGCACAUUGCCUCACAAUGGGAAAUAGAAGAAAGUAAAGAUUUGCAAAAUGCAAGACAACUAUUAUUACGUGGUUUACAUUUUCAUCCAAAUUCCACAUUACUUUUCAUGGACAUGUAUAAAUUAGAGUUAAAAGAAGCUCUUAUAAAACGCAAUGAAAGUGAGAAAAAAGAAGAAUCAACAGAAGAAGACAGCGAAACUCCAAAAGAAUGGAAACGAGUUCAAGUCAUUUAUGAGCAAGCUUUUAAAAGAAUUAAGGAUAUUAAAUUUAUCAUUGAAUUGUUAAAUCUAACAAAGGAAUUUGAGAAUACAGAAUUCUUACAAAAUAGAAUUGUCAGUGACAUGGUAAAAGAAUAUUCUAACGAGCCCCUAUUGUGGGAUACAAUGGCAAGACGUGAAUUAUUAGAAACAGCGAGUGUUAAUAAUAUGGCUAUGGAAGUUGAUUCAACAGAAGCACCAUCACUAAGAGAUCGUAUAUUGUCUUGCAAUGAAAUAUUUCAAGUAGCUGUUAAAAAACUUCGAAAUGAAGAAAUCUGGUCACUUUACAUUGAUUUUCUUUUAGAGAUUAAUCAAGAAAAUGAAUCUUUACCUAAUCUUAAAAGAAAAUUAUUAAAAACAGCUUUAUCGCAAGGUCAUCAGGCAAAAAAUUUAAAAGAACGUCAUUACUUAUAUUGGAUUAAGAUGCUAAGUACUGAUAAAAAGGAUGACAACACUCAAUCAAAAUUAGUCCAAGUUUUAGGUUGGGCAACUGAAAGUUUUCCAAACAAUGAAAAACUUUGGCAUUUAAGAUUAAAUUAUCAUCUUACAACAAAUGAUGACGAAUUGUCAAAUGGAUUAUUUAAGCAAGCGACAGAGCAACUGGGAGAAAAAUCAUUUCCCCUGUGGAAAACAAAAUUAUUACAUGUACAGGCUAAAAAUCCAGAUAAAGUUCAAGAAUUUUUUCAAGCUGCUCUUUUUGGUCCUCUAAAUGUAGCAAAAGAAAUGAAGCCAUUGUACUUGGAAUGGGCAGUGUUAACAAAAAAUAUUUCAGAAACUCGAAAGAUUUAUAACUCAAUUACUCAGCAACCACCAUUCUCUUAUGAAUUGCAUAAAAAAAUGAUAGAAAUUGAAAUUAUGCAGCCAAAAAUAUCAGUACAAAAUACACGAACUGCUUUUGAAUUAGCAAUUAUGCAAUUUGGUAAACACAAACCUGAUUUAUGGAUAGAUUAUACAAUGUUUGAAAUGAAACAUGGUGAUCCAUUGAAAACAGGAGAGGUACAUACAAGAGCAGUUAAAACAUUAUAUCCAAAAUUGACUGACAAAUUUAUAUUUGAGUAUACGUUACUCAAAGCAAAUCCAGAUUUUAUAAGCAUGUCUUCUCGUAAUUAAGGUUUGAAUAUUAGUGAUAUUAAUUUAUAUAUAUGUGUACAGUAUGAAUAAAAAUUUGUCUUAAUUUUCUA
Leptopilina boulardi is the source of this 1980-nucleotide messenger RNA. Its product is annotated as U3 small nucleolar RNA-associated protein 6 homolog. Lineage: Eukaryota; Metazoa; Arthropoda; Insecta; Hymenoptera; Figitidae. Gene Ontology annotation, biological process: maturation of SSU-rRNA from tricistronic rRNA transcript (SSU-rRNA, 5.8S rRNA, LSU-rRNA). Gene Ontology annotation, molecular function: snoRNA binding; protein binding. The coding region runs from base 113 to 1909 and encodes 598 amino acids. Gene Ontology annotation, cellular component: small-subunit processome; Pwp2p-containing subcomplex of 90S preribosome. The record is from RefSeq and is a predicted model, not a curated record. The transcript has 8 exons.